CAUAUAGGCGAGUGACGUCAGGCCGUUUGUUGUCAUUGGCGGCUCCCAAGAUGGCGUCCAUCAUGGAAGGGCCGCUGAGCAAAUGGACUAACGUGAUGAAGGGCUGGCAGUACCGUUGGUUCGUGCUGGACUACAAUGCGGGACUGCUCUCCUACUACACGUCCAAGGACAAAAUGAUGAGAGGCUCUCGCAGAGGAUGUGUUAGACUCAGAGGAGCUGUGAUUGGUAUAGACGAUGAGGACGACAGCACCUUCACAAUAACUGUUGAUCAGAAAACCUUCCAUUUCCAGGCUCGUGAUGCUGAUGAGCGAGAGAAGUGGAUCCAUGCCUUAGAAGAAACGAUUCUUCGACAUACUCUUCAGCUUCAAGGUUUGGAUUCAGGAUUUGUUCCUAGUGUCCAAGAUUUUGAUAAGAAACUUACAGAAGCUGACGCUUACCUACAAAUCUUGAUUGAACAAUUAAAGCUUUUUGAUGACAAGCUUCAAAACUGCAAAGAAGAUGAACAGAGAAAGAAAAUUGAAACUCUCAAAGAGACAACAAAUAGCAUGGUAGAAUCAAUUAAACACUGCAUUGUGUUGCUGCAGAUUGCCAAAGACCAGAGUAAUGCGGAGAAGCACGCAGAUGGAAUGAUAAGUACUAUUAAUCCUGUAGAUGCAAUAUAUCAACCUAGUCCUUUGGAACCUGUGAUCAGCACAAUGCCUUCCCAGACUGUGUUACCUCCAGAACCUGUUCAGUUGUGUAAGUCAGAGCAGCGUCCAUCUUCCCUCCCAGUUGGACCUGUGUUAGCUACCUUGGGACAUCAUCAGACUCCUACACCAAAUAGUACAGGCAGUGGCCAUUCACCACCGAGUAGCAGUCUCACUUCUCCAAGCCAUGUGAACUUGUCUCCAAAUACAGUCCCAGAGUUCUCUUACUCCAGCAGUGAAGAUGAAUUUUAUGAUGCCGAUGAAUUCCAUCAAAGUGGCUCAUCCCCAAAGCGCUUAAUAGAUUCUUCUGGAUCUGCCUCUGUCCUGACACACAGCAGCUCGGGAAAUAGUCUGAAACGCCCAGAUACCACAGAAUCACUUAAUUCUUCCAUGUCCAAUGGAACAAGUGAUGCUGACCUUUUCGAUUCACAUGAUGACAGAGAUGAUGAUGCGGAGGCGGGGUCUGUGGAGGAGCACAAAAGUGUUAUCAUGCAUCUUUUGUCACAGGUUAGGCUUGGAAUGGAUCUUACUAAGGUAGUUCUUCCAACGUUUAUUCUUGAAAGAAGAUCUCUUUUAGAAAUGUAUGCAGACUUUUUUGCACAUCCGGACCUGUUUGUGAGCAUUAGUGACCAGAAGGAUCCCAAGGAUCGAAUGGUUCAGGUUGUGAAAUGGUACCUCUCAGCCUUUCAUGCAGGAAGGAAAGGAUCAGUUGCCAAAAAGCCAUACAAUCCCAUUUUGGGCGAGAUUUUUCAGUGUCAUUGGACAUUACCAAAUGAUACUGAAGAGAACACUGAACUAGUUUCAGAAGGACCAGUUCCUUGGGUUUCCAAAAACAGUGUAACAUUCGUGGCUGAGCAGGUUUCCCAUCAUCCACCCAUUUCAGCCUUUUAUGCUGAGUGUUUUAACAAGAAGAUACAAUUCAAUGCUCAUAUCUGGACCAAAUCAAAAUUCCUUGGGAUGUCAAUUGGGGUGCACAACAUAGGGCAGGGCUGUGUCUCAUGUCUAGACUAUGAUGAACAUUACAUUCUCACAUUCCCCAAUGGCUAUGGAAGGUCUAUCCUCACAGUGCCCUGGGUGGAAUUAGGAGGAGAAUGCAAUAUUAAUUGUUCCAAAACAGGCUAUAGUGCAAAUAUCAUCUUCCACACUAAACCCUUCUAUGGGGGCAAGAAGCACAGAAUUACUGCUGAGAUUUUUUCUCCAAAUGACAAGAAGUCUUUUUGCUCAAUUGAAGGAGAAUGGAAUGGUGUGAUGUAUGCAAAAUAUGCAACAGGGGAAAAUACAGUCUUUGUAGAUACCAAGAAGUUGCCUAUAAUCAAGAAGAAAGUGAGGAAGUUGGAAGAUCAGAACGAGUAUGAAUCCCGCAGCCUUUGGAAGGAUGUCACUUUCAACUUAAAAAUCAGAGACAUUGAUGCAGCAACUGAAGCAAAGCACAGGCUUGAAGAAAGACAAAGAGCAGAAGCCCGAGAAAGGAAGGAGAAGGAGAUUCAGUGGGAGACAAGGUUAUUUCAUGAAGAUGGAGAAUGCUGGGUUUAUGAUGAACCAUUACUGAAACGUCUUGGUGCUGCCAAGCAUUAGGUUGGAAGAUGCAAAGUUUAUACCUGAUGAUCAGGGCAGUAGGCAUAGUUCAGCAACAAACAAUCUUCCUUUGGGAGAAACCUGUUCACUCCCUUCUAAUUACAGUGGUUCCUAUCUCAGGGAUACUGGACUUUCUGACGCAAAUGAACAAUUAAGGGGAAAAGCUUCUCUUUUCCCUCUGUGGCAGUUACGAUUUUGAUUUCAGUCCUGAGAAAAACUUCAGGUUUUGAAAACCAGAUGAUGUCUUCUCCUUUUCCAAACACCACAUGUUGAAAGCAUUUAUAAAUCCAAGUCUGAAACUGCACUCUAGUUCUGCUGUUAAGAUAUACAACCUGUUUCUUAGUUCAUAUAAUCUCGGGAUACACACACACACACACACACACACACACACACACACACACACAUACAUACAUAUAUAUAAAUACACCUGAUGCCAGAUUUUUUCAUAAAUAUUCUGCCUACUGUAAAUAUGGGUUCCUCUGAGUUGUUUUAGAAAAUUAGUGCAAUGUAUUAAAAUCAAGUGUUAGGAAAUUUCAUGGUCUUACUUAAAAUAACUUUUAUUUUGGAACUGAACUAUUAUUAAAUUGUAUCUAAUCCUGGAUUACAGUUUAAUUAUUCUUAGUGCUUCUUAAGGCUUCAUAAAGUAAUUUUUCCAAACUUUUUUAAAAAAUGUGCAUCUUUUAUUAUCUUUUAUGGUUAAACUUGGAAGCCAAUUAUUCAGCAACCUUGAAUACAAGAGCUAGCGUUUCAGAAAGAUACUUGAAAAAUGGAGGAUCCAUUCUUUUCCUCUCAGGCUCUAUGUUCUGUCUUUAGCCCUGCCAGGCGAUUCCCCAGAAUCUUAAUUUAACUCAUAUUGCACAUGUAGGGCUGCCUGCCAACAUUUUAUCCAAAAAUGUUUUAUUGCGUUAGAGGGUUUGGGAAGAGUAUGUAUUUAUAGAUCCCACCCCACAGUGAACCAACAUAGAUAUGAUCAAAUGAAUGCCACAGCAGCAAAUGGCUCAUUGUGAAGGGAAAUACAGAACUAUCUUUAUUUAAAAAUACAUCCAAAAAAAAAAAAAAAAA
Piliocolobus tephrosceles (Ugandan red Colobus) is the source of this 3323-nucleotide messenger RNA. It is a transcript of the gene OSBPL9, whose product is annotated as oxysterol binding protein like 9. The transcript is spliced from 24 exons. NCBI's taxonomy places the organism in Eukaryota, Metazoa, Chordata, Mammalia, Primates, Cercopithecidae. Gene Ontology annotation, cellular component: cytosol; Golgi apparatus; membrane. The record is from RefSeq and is a predicted model, not a curated record. Bases 51 to 2261 code for a protein of 736 amino acids. Gene Ontology annotation, molecular function: sterol binding.